AUGACAGAAUAUAAGCUCGCGGUGGUGGGCGCCGAGGCUGUGGGGAAGAGUGCCCUGACCAUCCAGCUCACCUAUAACCAUUUCGUGGAAGUGUAUGACCCCACCAUCAUGGAUUCCUACCGGAAGCAAGUGAUCAUUGAUGGUGAGUCAUGUGUGCUGGACAUCCUGGACACAGCAGGCCAGGAGGAGUUCAGGGCCAUCUGGGACCGAUAUAUGCACAUUGCAGAGGGCUUCCUGUGUGUGUUCGCAAUUGACAACACCAAAUCCUUUGAGGACAUCCGGCAAUACAGGGAGCAGAUCAAGCGGCUGAAGGACUCAGAUGAUGUGCCUGUCGUCCUAGUAGGGAACAAGUGUGACCUGGCUGCACGCACUGUGGAGUCUCAGCAGGCACAGUACCUUGCCCGAAGCUACGGCAUCCCCUACAUAGAGACAUCGGCCAAGACGCACCAGGGCGUGGAGGAUGCCUUCUACACCCUGGUGCGCGAGAUCCAGCAGCACAAGGCGCGCAAACUGAGCCCACCGGACGAGGGUGACCCGGGCUGCAAGUGCCUGCUCUCCUGA
Manis pentadactyla (Chinese pangolin) is the source of this 561-nucleotide messenger RNA. Its product is annotated as GTPase HRas-like. The record is from RefSeq and is a predicted model, not a curated record. The transcript has 4 exons. The coding region runs from base 1 to 561 and encodes 186 amino acids. Gene Ontology annotation, cellular component: plasma membrane. Gene Ontology annotation, molecular function: GTP binding; GDP binding; GTPase activity. Gene Ontology annotation, biological process: Ras protein signal transduction; cellular senescence. Lineage: Eukaryota; Metazoa; Chordata; Mammalia; Pholidota; Manidae.